This is a messenger RNA of Calliphora vicina (urban bluebottle blowfly), 1988 nucleotides long. RefSeq lists its product as uncharacterized. NCBI's taxonomy places the organism in Eukaryota, Metazoa, Arthropoda, Insecta, Diptera, Calliphoridae. The transcript is spliced from 2 exons. Bases 330 to 1049 code for a protein of 239 amino acids. The record is from RefSeq and is a predicted model, not a curated record.
AACAGAAAUCGAAAAGAUAGAUUCCGAGAAAGACACAAGAGACAAAAUUAAAAAUAUUGUACAUAUUGAAUUGAAUAAUAAUACAAUACAAUAUAAAAAUAUUUCAAAAUUAGUUAAUACGUGGAGGAGCAUUUAUAUUAAUGUGCGUCUAGAGAAUUGUGCAAGUAGAAAAGAUCACUCAUAAAAAAAGUUAAAAAACAUUGCAAAACGUACUUAAAUUUCAAACUCUGAAUUAGUGAUACCAAACUUAACCACAAGCCUUGCAUUCGAAACAAUAAAAAAAAACUGCAACAAAAGAAGACUGAUUUCAUAAAUUAUUUACGAACAAAAUGGAUGCCACCAAAUCAUUAAUUGCCGAAAAAUAUCAAAAAUUAUGCAAUGUUAUGGAACGGGAAACUCUGGGUACAGAAGUUCUAAUAUACGGCACAUCGGGUUUAAUGCUGUUGGUAGCCUAUGCCAAACGCAAACCCGCCUAUUUAGUACGUCCCUUCAAGAAGCCCUCCCACAUACCAGAUCGUCUAAUCAAUGAGCGUGUCAUGCACACCGGUCUCGUAAGGGAUAUACAGCAAAAGGGACCAGAUACUCUACUGCUCAUCAGCCACCGCCCAUUAAUACCAUUCUUUAUGAGCAGCAAACGUUUAUUGCCCAUUAAGUUACCGGGCAUUAAGGUAAAUGGCAAUGGAGUUUCUUGGCUGCAAAAUUGUUUGGUUGGACGUGAGGCCACCUUUAUACCGCUAAACAAUCGUGCAUCCGAUAAAUAUGUUGUAUCGCAACUGUGUUUGGUGCAUCCACCCAAAGGCAAUCGUUUAUUGGACAUUUCUGAGACUUUGCUAAAAUUGCGAUUUGCCCGUUUUGCCGAAGAUGCCAAUGGUAGUGUCAAGAGAAAUGCCAAGUACUAUAAACAUUUGGCAAAUGUGGAAGCAACCACGCAAUCGCGAGAAGCUAUGCUGGUCAAAGUUUCUCAUUAUCCUUGGAUUUGGAAAGCAUUGUACGACUUUAAGGCCUCCAUAUUGCCCAAAGAAAAAUUAUUACCCGAAUUAGUUCGUUAAGUUUACAAAUUGACAAAUUGAUGAUGAAAAAAACUAACAACAAAUCUUAACAAUGUUCUGCAUUUCGAUUUGUUUUGUAUACUUUUUUUAUUGAUCCGAAUAUAUGAACAAAGCUAUUGUACUUUUCGACAAACACCACAGUGAAAAACUUUCAGUCUGAUAAACCACCCGAUAUUAAUUAAAGCCUACUAAAUUAUUUAUAAUUUUAAAUUCAUAAAUAUGCGGAAGGAAGUCAAAUACAUAAUUAGGAUAUGCUAGUGUAUACCUAUAAUGGUUUAUAAUGUGUAUAAUGGAUUUUGCUUAACAAAAGUAAUAAUACUUUUACUUUUGAGACAGUUUUUAAUUAUUUUUUUUUAAUAUACAAUUUGAAUAGCUAUGAAUAUUUAUUAACUUUAGUACUUUUGACUGAUUUGUUUUGCUAGUUAUUUUGAAUCGUUGAUUUAAAAAAUGUUCUUUUAAGAAAUCAAAUAUUUUCGAUAUUAAAAUAAUAAGGGCAUUUGUAAAUGAUUAUAUUUGCUUUAGUAAAAAGUUAAACUUUUUCUGACUUUUAAUAGUAAAUAGAACAACAAAAAAAUCACAGGACUUUAGAUUUUGUUCAUUUUAAAACACAUCGAAAUGCAGAGCCUUCAUAUUAUAUUUAACAAAUGAUUAGAAUAACACAAACAAUUUAUAAACAUUUUCAAUUAAAUUGUUUACAAUUUACAAUAUUAUUUGUAAUAUUUUUUUUUUUUAAAUGACAACAAAUUUUUUGUACCUAUACAAAUUAACUAUUUUUUAGUAAAAGAUUUAGAAACACUCCUGCUUAUUUUAUUUAUCGAGAACUUAAAUGCCUUUAAAAAUAUUAAAAUAUUUAUGUUUAUACAUUAAAUGUAAAAAAUUAAUUUCAGUUGUUCAUCUAAAAAAUAAAACAAGAUGAGUUGUGGCAUGGGAAUGGUGAAA